This is a messenger RNA of Oncorhynchus nerka (sockeye salmon), 2070 nucleotides long. RefSeq lists its product as uncharacterized. Lineage: Eukaryota; Metazoa; Chordata; Actinopteri; Salmoniformes; Salmonidae. The coding region runs from base 109 to 2043 and encodes 644 amino acids. The record is from RefSeq and is a predicted model, not a curated record. The transcript is spliced from 6 exons.
UGGCCAACAAAAACAAAUAAUCAAAAAAGGGCUCAUCACUCUCCAUGGAGGAGCAGUUAGUUUGUGCCAUGAACCAAUUCAUAUCACUCUCUGCUUGCCACAUUCUAAAUGGUUAAGUCACUAAUUGAAGACUCUAUUGCAGAAAAUGCUCAAGAGGCAAUUCCGUACACUGAAAGCCCAGGGAAGACUCCCACUAGACCUCCCUCUGAGACCAAUGAAGGCCUGGCUCCUGGCAGGGAAAAGAGUCUUCUUGGAACUUGGGAUGCAAAGAGGGGCCUGGAAUUACAGGAGACAGAGAGAGUUCUCCUGGUCAGUUGCCAGAGAGUUCAGGAUGAAUUAAGGAUGUCUGAUUUCACUGUGGACACGGCGCCCAACAAAGCCAUCCAGCUUCUGAAAGAGGAGUGUUGGAAGUUGAACUUCUUGCACCUAAAGGAUGAGACAUGCCAGGCCACUGAGCUCACUGAGCUGUAUGGACAUUCUGAGACCUCUUCAAAGGAAACUCUAAUUGAAGAGAAAAGUCCAAAGACCAAGUGCCCGUCCAGCGUCGCUGGGGCUGCUGACAUUGACAACACCAAUGAGGAGGCUUCAGAGGAGUCUCCGAAUAACAAUGUGGUGGACUUUCAGGAUGAGUCGCUGGCCCUGGUCAGUGUGGAGAAAGACGCUGCUGGAGAUGGAAAGGUCCUCAGCAAGGUGGUGAAGCCCAAAGGGUGUCUGAAGGAGAGCUGCAAAGAUCAGCUAACCCCAACAAUCUAUGAUAUGAUUACGGAACUACCAAAGUCCUAUUUCGGAUCCACUGAGAGCCUUCCUGAGAUGUGUAUCAGAGGUCCAAAGGUGUGCAGUGGAGUGCCUGAUGUGUCAAAUGCAGUGGGAGAGGUGUCCAGUGACACAAUGACGACUGAAGCUGCUGAAGACCUUCUGGACACUGGAAAUGUCCUGAGAAAGGUGGUGCAGCUAUCCACCGAGAGCCAUGCUGAGGUGUGCAAUGGAGAGGCUGAGCUGUGCAGCGGUCCUGAGGUGUGCAGCAGAGGUCCUGAGGUGUGCAGCGGAGGUCCUGAGGUGUGCAGCAGAGGUCCUGAGGUCCUGAGGUGUGUAGCAGAGGUCCUGAGGUGUGCAGCGGAGGUCCUGAGGUGUGCAGCGGAGGUCCUGAGGUGUGCGGAGGUCCUGAGGUGUGCAGGAGGUCCUGAGGUGUGCAGCGGAGGUCCUGAGGUGUGCAGCGGAGGUCCUGAGGUGUGCAGUGGAGGUCCUGAGGUGUGCAGUGGAGGUCCUGAGGUGUGCAGUGGAGGUCCUGAGGUGUGCAGCAGAGGUCCUGAGGUGUGCAGCAGAGGUCCUGAGGUGUGCAGCGGAGGUCCUGAGGUGUGCAGCAGAGGUCCUGAGGUGUGCAGCAGAGGUCCUGAGGUGUGCAGCAGAGGUCCUGAGGUGUGCAGCAGAGGUCCUGAGGUGUGCAGCGGAGGUCCUGAGGUGUGCAGCGGAGGUCCUGAGGUGUGCAGUGGAGGUCCUGAGGUGUGCAGCGGAGGUCCUGAGGUGUGCAGCGGAGGUCCUGAGGUGUGCAGUGGAGGUCCUGAGGUGUGUAGUGGAGGUCCUGAGGUGUGUAGUGGAGGUCCUGAGGUGUGCAGUGGAGGUCCUGAGGUGUGCAGCGGAGGUCCUGAGGUGUGCAGCGGAGGUCCUGAGGUGUGCAGUAGAGUCCCUGAGGUGUCAAACCCAGUGGAAGAGGUGUCCAGUGAUACAAAGACAGAGGCUGCUGAAGAACUUCGGGACACUGAAAAUGUCCUCAGCAAGGUGGUGAAAUCCAAAGGGUGGCUGAAGGAGGGCUGGGAAGAUCAGCUGACCAAAGACUUCAAUGAUAUGAUUGCAAGACUCCCAAAGUCCUAUUUUGGAUCCAACGAGAGCCUUCCUGAGGUGUGCAGCGGAGUGCCCGAGGUGUCGAACGCAGAGGAAGUGGUGCGCAGUGACACAAAGAAGCAGAAGAAAAAUGGCGUUUUACGAUUCUUCCGACGUGUGUGGAAGUUCUUCACAUGCACCAACAGCCUCCCAAAAGAGGAGUGACUCAAGCACACACAACUCCGGGCAACA